AUGAGAACCUUUGGUUCAGAUGGACCCGUAUGCGAGUCAGAUGCAAACGACACUCAGAAUCGCAAGGGCACAUCCAGCAUCUGUAGGCCUUCCGUUCUGCGCCACAGAAGCAUCAAAGCGCUAGUGCUGGCGAAACUUAUACACCUUUCUAAACGUUUGCUGUUAGAAAAUACGCCAUGGUCGCACGGAGAAUCACUGAAAAUCGCAAUCAUCUUGCUAAGGAGCAUACCCCCGAGAGGCUACCUGGCAGAAGACCUGUUCCUGCUAUUCGUUCGCUUGCUGCAGCGCGAAAACUCAGUUCAGGGAGUUGAUAGCCAUAGUGAGACUGUUACUAAAGAGAAAUUCUUUCUAAAAUUCUUAUCAAUCGCCGGAUCCACGACGCCAUACCUGAGACCACUAGCACUGCUGCAUGGAGCAAGGAUGUUAGCAAAAAAUGCUCGAAUAUAUGAAAUGAUCUGUCAAAUUCAAAGGAACUGCACUGAGUGGAACCUAGAAAAGCACCAUGCAGCGCAGUUCUACAAGUGGAUAGUGAAGCAUACGGACGCUAUCUGCAAUUCUGGUGCUGAUUUCACUUCUGAUUACAGAAUUGAUUUGGAGCACAUUCUCAUAACUUGUGCGGAACUUAGAACACUACCGAAUGCGUCAAUCUUUCGAUUGUUCAUUGAAGCGCAUAAAAAUCAGCCAGAGAAGAUCUCGCGUGUGUUGGACACUUUUAUUUCACUUUUUCCGCGAGUAGACUUUUUAAGGAAAUACCGGGCUUACCAUCUCGCAGACCAAAACAACACCGAGGAUGUGAUCAAAUAUGUGUAUGCAUCGGGCUUCGGGGAAUCAAGCAUCGCCCUUGCCAUGGAACGGAAACAAGCUUUAACGCUCAAAGAACGGCUUCUCAUGCUCUUUGAAAUUACAAUUGCCGAACCAAACAUUAUGACAAAUUGGGAAAGGCUGACGUACCACCUUCUCACAGAGGCGCCAUUAGAUGACGUCUUACGCGUCAUAGACGACCUGUUCGCAAACGAACUCAACAGGGCAAAGAGCCUGUUUACCAAAAAGGGAACAUGGGCGUUUUUCAUAAAAGGGAAAUUAGUCAAGUACUAUCUGGCCGUGGCCAAAAUAGUGCUGUUCAAAGAACCGAACCUUUAUUCUGACCUUUACGAGGAGGUAAAGAGUAGAUGUACGCUAUUUCAAUUUGGCUAUUGUGUCGUAGACUCCAGAAGAUGUUGCACAAGAUUAUGA
Molecule: messenger RNA, 1233 nt
Organism: Babesia ovata
Lineage: Eukaryota; Apicomplexa; Aconoidasida; Piroplasmida; Babesiidae
Product: two-component response regulator, putative
Exons: 10
Coding region: 1-1233 (410 amino acids)
Source: RefSeq, a predicted model, not a curated record